Aspergillus fijiensis CBS 313.89 is the source of this 2621-nucleotide messenger RNA. RefSeq names its product VPS9 domain-containing protein. The record is from RefSeq and is a predicted model, not a curated record. Bases 120 to 2327 code for a protein of 735 amino acids. Gene Ontology annotation, molecular function: small GTPase binding; guanyl-nucleotide exchange factor activity. Gene Ontology annotation, cellular component: endocytic vesicle; cytosol. NCBI's taxonomy places the organism in Eukaryota, Fungi, Ascomycota, Eurotiomycetes, Eurotiales, Aspergillaceae. The transcript has 2 exons. Gene Ontology annotation, biological process: vesicle-mediated transport.
CUAACGCACUGGCCCCCCCCCCCCCCAUACAUACCUCGAUCUGCAUACGCCUAUCACCUGGAAGUGAAGGCUCCAUCACUUGACCUAAUAUCACAUUCAAAGGUUUGACUGCAGGAACUAUGUCAGUCAACACUCCCGAUCAUGGCGUUGGAAAACCACGCCUCCAUACUGCGCGCUCGUUCCCUAGAAUGGAUUCAUCUGAGCCCAGCCCUUUCAUCCGCUCCAGAGCCAAGACCGUCCAGUCGGUGGCAAUCCCAGAACUGGUAGACUCGGAAUCGCUUCCUUUGCCUCUAUCGUCAGCAGAAGAUGAGCAGGAUUCCGGCCCAGACCUGUUUGAAAAGACCGGCUCCCCGGACUUGACACACGACGAGGGCGGACAUGGAGAGGAAACGUCGGUUCUUACGCGAGGCAUGCAAGACCACACGGAAGAGCUUCCCAUCGAGCUGAUCAGUCUUACCGAUAGAUUCGUCAACUCCCUCACUGCCAAAGUUCACUCGUCACCGCCAACGGCCGACAGGGUAUCAGAUCGCUUUCAAGAAUUCUACGAACGGGCCGAGGCACAUAUCGCUACCCAUAUAUCAGCUCUUGCGUCACGCAUAAAUCGUGAUCCGUCGCCGUACGGCAGCAGAGGGAACUCGAACACUCAGGGCUCGGAUGGGCGGCAGAUGCUGACUGCCUCGGAAGUGACAGAAAAGAGGAUCGCUCGGAAGCACCUAGCGUCCAAGCGCAUUGCUCUGGAGGAGGCUGUAGAGCGGAAGGCUUGCGAGAGCAUUUAUGACAAGUUAUGGAGGCACAAAAGCACCCUGGAUGAAAUUAGGGACGAAAAGUUACGCUCAAAGACGGCGGCGCUUCUCCUGGUUGGCAUAAACCUAAAAGAUCUUGGGAUAGAGCUCGAUGUAAGCUCUAUCAGUGAGGAGAAGCAGAAAGAGGCCGAUGACUGUCUUUCGAUCGCCCGUGAUUGCCUAGCAAAGAUGAACGACGAGAAAUAUCCUUUGGGCAAGCUUCAACAACUGGCCGCCGCGCACAAGGCCAUAGUUGAUGCUCUGACUAAGUUACUGCCGUCAUCAUCGUCUGCCGAUGAGAUUCUACCUACUUUGAUCUACUGUCUCAUCACCAGCCCUCCCGAAGGGAUGAACGUCAUAAGCAAUCUGCUCUUCAUACAGCGAUUCCGAUCAUCCAGUAAGAUGGAUGGUGAGACCGCAUACUGUUUGACGAAUCUUGAGGCCGCUAUUAGCUUCCUCGAGAAUGUAGAUCUGUCUGACCUUCGCGGAGGAGCGCUGCAUGAAGACCAGACCAAACCCUCGAGUGAUGAUUCGACGACAGUCACGAAGACUGACUCCCCUCAGCCUACCAAGGACACACCAGUGUCGUCGGUCACAUCAGCGACUGCCUCACCCGAACUAUCGAGGCCAGCUGGACCAGGAGCAUCAGCCACAUUUCCCAGAACACAGUCUACGAGAAAUACUCAACAAGGCCGGCUGAAUAACCUAUUCCAGCCUCCUGCGAAGGUGCUUGGUGCUGCGAACGACGCAGUCCGUAACACCGCAGAUCAGGGCUUGAAAAAUAUAGGUGCAUCGUUGGACAGCAGUUUCAACUUCCUUUUUGGUCGCUUGAAAGAAUUACAAACUACUCAGUUUGCUACCAAAGACGGAGGAAACGCAGUUGUGCCAAAGACACUAGCAGAAGCUCGACGUCUGGUUACGUCGCCGAUUGCGUCUGAGAGCAGUCUGAACCCUGAUAUCAAUGCAGCCCGCGAGCCUCGUGCCACUGAUCGACCGCAACUGCGGCGAAUUGGCUCCAAAGCAGAAGACACUCUCUUAGGGUUGGUUGGUGGUCAGAGAACGCCUCGCGAUCGAAGUGCGGACAGCGUUCGGACGCAGGGUAGCGCCCCGAAGACGGGCGUCUCUUCAGGUCUGCAGAAGGAUGAGUCUCAGGCAUCGCCUGCAAUGUCCUCGUCAACAUCGACACCUACGCCCCUCGAAUCCAUGCGGAGCUUUGGGAACACGCUCAACCCACUUAAUCACAUUCCUGGCAUGAUCAGAAGCUUCAGCCGUGCUGCUCCGGAAACACCGAGCACCACCUUCUCAUCCCCCAACACCCCGACCGAGAGAAUCAGGCAAUCGAUCGUCUCCCGCGACUCUUCAUCCUCCAUCCACAGUACCUCAUCGAAAACUGAUGCGAAGCCCGAGCCGCCCAAAGUUGACCCGCCUAUUCAACGUUUCGUGCAGAUGCAGAACGCCAGCGAAAUGACCAUCGCAGAUGUGUCUACCCUUCUUGAGGAUUACAAGCGGCUUGCUGCAGCAUUAUCGAAGCAGACCUCGAACUGACGCAAUGCUGUCGGCGCAGCUACAACACUCAUUUUGAAUUUCUCUUAUAUUGAUUCCGUGUAUUAUCAUCUUCAUGGCGUGGGACGUAGUAAUCCUUGACGUUCCUUUGUGAUCGGUUGGUUCUCUGUGAGAUUGUGGGAUCACUGCUGGCGUUCAGUGGUCCCAAACCAAGCAUGUUGCAUUUUCCAGCCAGUCGGGCAUAUUAUCAAGUUUUUUGUCUAGCAUUUUUCUCAGGACCAACAAUGCGAAGCUUCUUCAUCUUCUUUUUCUCCGAGAAAAGGUCUAUAUGUAGAA